Molecule: messenger RNA, 833 nt
Organism: Culicoides brevitarsis
Lineage: Eukaryota; Metazoa; Arthropoda; Insecta; Diptera; Ceratopogonidae
Gene: Ube2g1
Product: ubiquitin-conjugating enzyme E2 G1
Exons: 3
Coding region: 125-631 (168 amino acids)
Biological process (GO): protein polyubiquitination; ubiquitin-dependent protein catabolic process
Molecular function (GO): ubiquitin conjugating enzyme activity
Source: RefSeq, a predicted model, not a curated record
UUCUAUCUAUCAGGAACAUAAGUCAUAAUUAAACAAGUUUGUUCAUCAACCAUUAUAUACCUAAGAAAAUAGAGUUCACAUCAUUUUAUUGUCUAAAAUAAGUAAUUAGUGAAUUUUAUUUUAAAUGUCUGAGCCUCAGUCAUCCUUGUUGUUGAAAAAACAGUUAGCAGAGCUAAAUAAAAACCCUGUUGAAGGAUUUUCGGCUGGCCUAAUUGAUGAUAAUGAUAUAUUUAGAUGGGAAGUACUUAUUAUUGGCCCCCCUGAUACAUUAUAUGAAGGAGGGUUUUUUAAGGCACAUUUGUACUUCCCUAAAGAAUAUCCUUUAAGACCACCCAGGAUGAAAUUUGUUACUGAAAUUUGGCAUCCGAAUAUAGAUAGAAACGGUGAUGUCUGCAUAAGUAUAUUACAUGAGCCAGGAGAUGAUAAAUGGGGAUAUGAAAAGGCAUCUGAACGUUGGUUGCCUGUGCAUACGGUUGAAACGAUACUUAUAUCCGUUAUAUCAAUGUUAGCAGAUCCAAACGAUGAGUCUCCAGCAAAUGUAGAUGCAGCAAAAGAAUGGCGAGAAUCGUAUCCUGAUUUUAAACGUAAAGUAGCUCGUUGUGUUCGCAAGAGUCAAGAAGAAUGCUCGUAGGAAAUUGAAUAAUCUAACAAAUCGAAUUAAUAUUUUUGCAUUCUCUAUCUUCCGAUUGUGGGUAACAUCUUAACUUAACUAUGUAAAAGGCGUCUUCUUAAAAAAUAAAAGAGCUACAUCUUAUACAAGUGAUAUGUAGUAGUAAACACAGAAAAUGGCAAUUCAAGUUCAAGAAAAAUAAAUAUGAGAUUGUGAAACAAAA